This is a messenger RNA of Heterocephalus glaber (naked mole-rat), 809 nucleotides long. It is a transcript of the gene Gtsf1l, whose product is annotated as gametocyte specific factor 1 like. NCBI's taxonomy places the organism in Eukaryota, Metazoa, Chordata, Mammalia, Rodentia, Bathyergidae. The record is from RefSeq and is a predicted model, not a curated record.
CUUUCCCCCCGAGUCAGCGGGGUGCCUUAUACCUUCUCCACCUCCUAAUGCAGCUACUGUGGGUUUGGGCUCUUGCCUCUGCUUUAUGUAUCUCUUCUGUGCCGUGCACUAUUUGUAACUUUGUCAUCCCGUGUUUCUGACAGAGCCAACAGAGUUGCAAGGGCCACCAGUGGGCAGAGGACAGACAGUUCCAUCCCUCUUACAAAAGGGAUCUACUAGAUGCAUUUCCUUUAGACUCUGGGCAUUGGGAUACUCAACUUCAAGGACUUCUCAUGGAUCCAGAAAUUUGUCUCAUGGUCUUAGAAAUUUGUCCUUACAAUCCUCACCACCGAAUUCCACUCAGCAGAUUCCAGUACCACCUGGCAUCAUGCAAGAGAAAGAACCCCAAGAAAGCCAAAAAGAUGGCCAGCUGCAAAUACAAUGCCUCCCAUGUGGUACCCAUCAAAAAGCUGGAGGAACACAAGGCUGCUCGUGUCAACAGAAGCCCUGUGGAAGAGGGCAGCGCAAGCCCUCUGUAGGUUACCCUUCCAAGUUCGGAGCAGACUGCUGAAGCCCUGCAGGUUUCCCCCGGGCUUUCCACCUCUGAUAUCUAGCAUGUUGAUGACGUUGAUAGCCGCCCUAAAUUUGUCCUUGAGACUUUCGCUCCCCAAAAGCUUGUUUGUGAAAGUGACAGGAGAGAGUCAGAGAGAGAGGAGACCAAUGCCCAGAAGAUCCUCAGACCAGGAAAGUAAACCACCAGCAGGAGGGGGGUCUCACAAACCCAUGCAAAGAUAUGUCGCACAUCAGAAUAAACGGCAUAUGAAAUCAAC